Molecule: messenger RNA, 3429 nt
Organism: Cotesia congregata
Lineage: Eukaryota; Metazoa; Arthropoda; Insecta; Hymenoptera; Braconidae
Source: the annotation of a GenBank genome assembly
AUGGAAGAAGAGAGAUCAGUAACUAUUUAUUUGGCGACAGAAAUUAAAUUUCUAAAUGUUCCGUAUCUUGCUGAGUGGACUGUUGAAGAUAUUUGUAUUGCGAUUUGCAAGCAAUUAGAGAUUGGACCCUUAGCAAGACACUUAUUUGCCUUGAGAGGCAAAUCAAACAAGUUGUGGAUUCCAGCGGGACACAAAUUAGAAACUCAUGAAAAAAAUAAGUUUGAGUUUAGAUUACGCUUCAAGCCUUCAUCUCUCAAAAGACUGAAAUUAAUAGACUCAAAUGCUUACAAUUAUUAUUUUCAUCAAGUGAGAUGCGACGUGUUAGAAAAUAAGGUAGCAGAUAUUGUCUAUGAGAAACACAAACGUGAAUUGAUUGGUCUGGGUGUUAGUGAUAUGUAUAGAGUUAUAGUAGAAAAACAAAUACCUCGUGAAGUGGUCGAAGGAGACUACAAAAAAUAUAUCCCGAAGGAGUGUAUAAAGAGACACUCUUUUUUUAUAAAAAAACCGAUUCACAAUGCGCUGGCAAGGAUAUCAGGGCACGACGCAGCCUAUGUUAAAGAACAGUAUUUAAAUCAGUUUGAGGUAAUGGCGCCUAACUAUCCUUAUGAGGAGUACAAAGCUUUGAUGGAUAAAAAUUUACCGGAUCCGGCAUCACGGAUCCUACUCAGGGUGAAUCCAUCUGAAGUUAUGUACUACGAGCUGGAUGUCCAUAACCAGUGGACUACCCUCUGUGCUAUUGAAGAUCUCUGCUCAAUUUCUAUUGGGCAAGACAAUACAGUCGAAGUAUCGCGAAAAAGUGGAAUUCCAUCAUACCUGAAAUUUUCAACUAAUGCUUUGUUGAUGUCGUUUGUAUCGGCGUUAGACGGGUAUUAUAGGUUGGCUGUAAAAUGGACAUUUAAUUUAUGUAGAGAUAUUAUCACCCCUAGUUUAGAAAAAUUACAUAAGAUGAAGUGUCACGGUCCCGUUGGAGGUGAAUUUUCUUAUGCAAAACUCAAGGAAAAACGCUCAAAUAAAUCAGGAACAUAUAUACUGCGUGAAUGUGAAAAGAAGUACAAUGUCUUUUGGCUUGACUCUUGUGGGAAAGACCAUAAACCUCGUACUUAUAAAAUCGAGCAAUUAGGCCCAGAAUCGUUCAUUAUUUCAGAAUCUGUACAGACAUAUAAAUCUAUUACCCACAUAGUAUCUUCGUUUAAUGAUUCUGAGCAAACAUUGUAUUUAUCUGAAUGUCUACCUCCCUCAGAAUAUGAUAAGUCUCCGUUGCUGAUCUGUGCAAUGACAGAGGUGUGCAAUGACGUUGCUGCAGAUGAAGAAAUAAUCACAGCGUUAUUAGAGGGUGAACCUCGUGUCAUUCCAUCUCAUCAAUUGCAAAUAUACAAAGCAAAUCCUUUUCCCGAGAAAAAUUCCAAGACAGUCACUAUCGGGCAAGGAUCAUUUACGAGUGUUUAUCGUGCCAUGUGGCGAGUAACCAAAGGAAAGAAGUUAGAAGCUGCUAUAAAAGUAUUGAGAGAUGAAAAGUCAAGGUACGCUAGAGAAUUCUUUGAGCUAGCUGGUAAAUGGGGCCAAUUACGAUCCAGCGCACUUGUUAGAUUAUAUGGCUUAACAGUUUCGCCAACAGUGGGAAUGUUGAUGGAACUGAUAAAAUUGGGUCCUCUUGAUGUCUAUCUUCAGAGUAAAUCAGCACAAAGUAUAAAAACGGUUGAUAUGGUUGAAGCCUCAGCAUGUUUAGCCAAUGCUUUAUGGCACUUGGAAGAAAAUGGAUUUGUUCAUGGAAACAUCCGAUGUCGAAAAUUAUUAGUUCACGUUCAUAGUGAUACUAGUUUUAUUAUUAAACUGGCAAACCCAGGUUUAUUCUUUUAUACACAAGCCGACAUUCACUGGCUGCCUCCAGAAACUUAUGAUAAUCCUGAAGAAGCCCGUCGAAGCACUCGAGCCGACGUUUGGGCAUUAGGAACAACGUUAUGGCAAAUUUUUUCUCGCGGAGCAGCACUUCCUGUCAACCGUGACAUCGAUUCCAUCAAAAGGUUUUAUUUGAGUGGAAAACGACUACCAAUACCCGCAGGCUGUCCAGCAGAGGUUUACAAGUUGAUGACCGAGUGUUGGGGUGAUCUAAGCCGACCAAGAAAACAGCCGCAAGCUAUUAUGAGAGAUAUACAUCAGAUACUGUAUCAAAUUUAUCACUCACGGCGGAGCCAUGCCUAUGCUACUGUUUUCCCAAAGUCAUUUAGUGAUCGUGAGCUUACUGACGAGAGUGAAAUAAUUGACAAUUCAUCAUCUGAUUGUGAGUCACGAGCAAGUAGUAUCUUUACCGAUCGCACUAGUCUUCCUUGGGAUGAUCCUGAUGACAGUGCAGCCAAAUUGAUUCAAUUCAACGACACUGACAAUGAUGCUGAAGAAGAAUUGUCGCUAUACUUGGGUCGGCUCGCAGGUGUUGGAGGUAUUGGAGACGGAGGGGCUGGCGAUAAUCUGGGAUUCAGUUGUCUACGUGAUGCUACUGUUGACUUAGUUAAUAGUUUGAAUGAAAGUAGUGGUCACAAUGGUGGUCCUCUUGGACAAAUGCAAGGAAUUUUCGAGCUGGAUGCUGACUGCAAUGUUAUUCUACAAGGUAAAAUCGGGCAAGGGUUUUACGGUGAAGUUUUUCGAGGUAUUCUUGAGCGAGACAACGCCAAGGACAUUGAGCCUCAGCUAGUCGCUGUUAAGAAAUUGAAAACUCGAGCUGUUGAGGCUGAUUUACGAGAUUUUGAGAGGGAAAUUUCUAUUAUGAAGACACUGAAUCAUCCGAAUGUCGUUAAAAUUCUCGGUGUAAUAUCAGAACCAGAAGUCUGUCUCGUUAUGGAAUUUGUGAAGCACGGAUCUCUCCAGAGCUACUUAGCAAUUCAUAGAGAAAACCUGACACACAAACGACUUCUUGAAAUUGCACUUAAUAUUUCCACUGGAAUGGAUUACCUCGGACGGCAAAGUAUAGUCCACCGAGAUUUAGCGGCUAGGAAUAUCCUGGUAUCUGACGACUCGACUGUAAAAAUAAGCGACUUCGGUCUAGCUCAGGUGACAGGAAGCAAUGAUUACUAUAUUCUACAAACCAAUCGAGAUCUGCCAAUCAAAUGGUACGCUCCCGAAAGCCUGCGAGACGGCAAAUUUUCUCCAAGAUCUGAUGUUUGGUCCUUUGGAGUCACGAUGUACGAAACUUUCGGGCUAGGAGAAGACCCCAAGCUUCCUGGUGUCGGUGGUCAACAAGGAGGAGAUAGCGCAGAAGAAGGUGGUGCUGCGUUGUUAGCAGCGCUGGAACGUGGUACACGACUACCGUGUCCUCAGAAUUGUCCACAAAUCGUUUACGUAAAACUUAUGUAUCCUUGCUGGCACCUGCAAAGUCACCUAAGACCGGACUUUGCCAUGCUUUGUAAUGAAAUUCGUGAUUUAAUUACCCAGUAUUGA